Molecule: messenger RNA, 1672 nt
Organism: Pimephales promelas (fathead minnow)
Lineage: Eukaryota; Metazoa; Chordata; Actinopteri; Cypriniformes; Leuciscidae
Product: fibulin-7
Molecular function (GO): calcium ion binding
Source: RefSeq, a predicted model, not a curated record
UCGGCAAUAUACGCCGUCGUCGCCUAAUGAUAGAGUUUCUAUAGACGCGCGUUCGCGUGCAGAUGUGAGCGCGCUCUGAUCUAAAGGGCGGGUUGAAACAUCUUCUCAAAACAAGCAAAGACAUCAUAGAUGUUCAGUCAGGACUCUCACUGGAUCUAUUCUACACCGGAAGAACAACAGCAAUCUCGACUUCUCUGACAUCCACUCAGGAUUUUGAGGACUUUUGUUUUAAGGAUGAAGGUGGUAUUUUUUUUCAUGAUAAUUUUUACAAGCCAAAUCUUCACAUCUCAGGGGCAAGCCUGUCGGAGUGGACCGGAGGUGCUGAACGCUCUUCGGCAGGUGCAGAAGCUCCUCUCGGCCCACGAGAUGUCCUUCCUACAGAGUCUGCGGAGCCUCCGCAAGAAACUGGGCCUGUUGCAGAACAGCACAGUCAAACACAGCAGCACAGUCUCGGCCUGCCCUCCUCCUGAACCGCUGGCGAACGGCCGGGUCCUCGGGAGUGUGUUUGAGUCGGGACAUGAGGUCCACUUCGUGUGCAGCCCUGGCUUUGAGCGGACGGGGCCGGAGACCAGAGUCUGCCUGGAGUCCCGGAGCUGGAGCGGAGCAAAGCCGUCCUGCAGGACUGUGGACUCUGACGUAUCCGCGGCUCCAUCAGCGUCCGUGAGGCCGUCGCGCUGCGUCCAGUUCCUGGACUCCAGUCACUGCAGCUGUGAGCCGGGGUUCAGCAUCUCCAGCCACAACACCACGCUGUGCACAGACAUUGACGAAUGCGAGCUCUUCCGCCUAACUCCACCUGGCCGUCUGUGUUUGCACACCUGUGUGAAUACCGCUGGAAGUUUCCGGUGCCAGUGUCCCGCCGGAUACCGCCUGGGCCGCGAUAGCAGGAGCUGCCAUGACAUUGACGAGUGUGUGAGGGCGAGCCAUAACUGCAGCAGCGAGCAGGUGUGUGUGAACACAUACGGAGGUCAUCGCUGUGAGUCGGUGGACUGUCCUCGCUUCCACAACGCCACAUACAUCAAAACCUCACCGCUGCGUUGUGACCGUAACCCGUGUGUCCAAGGAGACGACUCCUGUCUGCAGGCCCCGGUCUCCAUUAACUUCCACUUCAUGGCAGUGGUGUCCAACAUGUCGGCGCCCACCGUGCUCUUCCGCCUGUCUGCUGCCCGUGUCCUGGGCGACGCGCUGCGCUUCGGCCUGCUGGGGAAGCCGGGAGUUCAGCACUUCAGCGUCCAGCGCGCCGGCAGACACACGGGGCAGCUGGUGCUGGUGAAGCCCGUCCAGGGUCCCGCCACGCUAGAGGUCGACAUCCAGAUGAGGGAAAUGGAAAGAAACGAGCUGUUGGGGCGAUACGUCACGAAAGUCACUCUCUUUGUGUCACCAUACAGCUUCUGAGACGCAGAGGACAGUGCUGUGGAAUCAUUCACAGGCGAGAUACUGGGCACUGACCCUGCCGAAGAGAGAUAGAGGCACUAUUGUACUAUUCCUGAGGAGCCAAUUUACCAGGACAAAAGAAAACUUACGAAUGGCCGGAGUCAUUUAAGCCCUCAGAAUAGGAGACAAAAACCUUCCAUUUGGACCGAAAUAUUCAUGCAGUGUUGAAGUUAAUUAUGACAAUGACAUGUCAUUUUGAAAUGCGGAGAAAUGACCUAAUUUGAAUAGAUUUGUCCUUUUU